UUUCGGGGCGGCAGUUGAAAACAGCUGAUUUGAACCUGUUUGUUUACUAACAAAUUUCUCGGCCUGGCGAUGUACCGGUGUCCUCCAAAAUGAUGAAAAUUUGUCGUUUUUGUCUGCUCGAGGACGAAGAAUAUCUUAUACCGGUCGCGGAUGCCUCCGAGCUGGCGAUCGAUAUCGAGGAAGUGGCACUGUUUAGUGGCAUAAGGAUCGACGAUGACAACAAAACGGCCUACGCCAUGUGUCUGGAAUGUACCAACAAACUGCAAAUUUGUUCCACCUUCCGGAAAACGUGCAUGAGCAACGACGCUCAGUUUCGUGAGCUACGUGCCAUGUUGGAGGCGAGUGCUAGCGAGCCAACCGAAACUGUGGUCGAACUAUCGGACAGCUCGGAGGAUUCGUUCGAUUUCGAUGGAUUUGGUGACCACUGCUUACAGUCGACACCCAGCGAGCCAGUGUGCAGUCGUAGCAACAUCGCGGAGCUGUUGCCUGAACCGGACCACAAGCAGAGCGAACCGGUGCUACCGGUCACGAGCGCCAUCAUCGAAGCGAUCGCGAACGAUGAAGCGUUCGCGUACUCGGCCAACUACAUCGAGCAGGGUGAAACGGUGCACGUUGAGGAUGUGAUUCACAGAUCGUUCGUCGACUGGAAUAACAGCCUAAAUCCCAUACCGCCCCGAGUUCAGUACGUGCGCGAGCGCGGGAAGCGAAAGAAGCAUCUGUGCGAAAUCUGUGGCGUAAUAGUGUUCCACAUGCCGUCCCACUAUGAGAAACACCGCGAGCCCUCGUUCGAGUGUUCGCUGUGCCCGGUAAAGACGAAACAUAAGGCGACCAUGGCACAGCACAUCGAACAGGUGCACCUGAAACUGGUUAAAAAGAAGUGCAAAAUAUGCGGCAAAGGUUUCAUUCAUCACAAAACGUACCGGUACCAUAUGCUUACUCACGAGAGCAAAGGGGAAAAGUUCGAAUGCCCGGACUGCGAGAAAACGUUCCCCAAUGCCGUCUAUCUGAGGGAUCAUUUUAAUCGACUUCAUAAUGCGGCUAAGAAACCCAGAAACACCGGUACAGAAAGCAAAGUGCGAAGGACACGCAACAGAUCCCGCAUUGCAGAUGAGACAAGCGACACCGAAUGAGUACAAACGGGUUUUAUUUUUAUUUCUAUGGAGACUUUCAGUUUAUUGGCCUUGUUGUGGUAGCAAUCGAUAGGAGUGAUUUCUUUGAAAUUGUAACCAAAGGUUGCGUUAGCCUAUAUCAGGGGUCUCCAAACUACGGCCCGCGGGCCGCAUGCGGCCCUCAAGAGCUUAUAAUGCGGCCCUCAAGAGCUUAUAAUGCGGCCCACGAUGACUUUGCCAGAGUUAAUAUAAAUAUACGUAAUGAUUAUGACUUUUUCAAAUAAAAUUGUAUUUUUUACUUUUCUUAGACAAAAAUCAACCUUUAGUAAUACCAAACUGUACAAGUAUUGUUAGUUUUUUGUUAUAAAAAUGAGGUUUAAACGUUCACCCAUCAGAUAAAGGUAGUGUCAAAUGGCCCGUAACAUAGCUAUUUUUGAAGCAAUGCGACCCGCGAGCUGAAAAGUUUGGAGGCCCCUGGCCUAUAUAAAGACCAUUUUUCGGAACUGCCCGAUGCACGAGUUCCUGGAUGCACGAGAGUUGCAGCGUGUGAAAAUACAUUAGAAUUCAAAUGCUCCAAGCGCCACAGAUUAAGCUUAAAUGACUGGAAAAUUAAAUAUCAGUUAAAACCGAUCAAUCAUGUAAGGCAGUAGUAUGUAAGUUAGUCUUAAUGUUUGUUUAACCACAAAUGGCGGACAACUUUACCCAAUAAACAAAUAAGCAAACAAA
Messenger RNA from Anopheles arabiensis, 1835 nucleotides. RefSeq names its product zinc finger protein 121-like. Bases 90 to 1130 code for a protein of 346 amino acids. Gene Ontology annotation, biological process: regulation of transcription by RNA polymerase II. The record is from RefSeq and is a predicted model, not a curated record. Gene Ontology annotation, molecular function: chromatin insulator sequence binding; zinc ion binding. NCBI's taxonomy places the organism in Eukaryota, Metazoa, Arthropoda, Insecta, Diptera, Culicidae. Gene Ontology annotation, cellular component: nucleus; chromosome. The transcript is spliced from 4 exons.